Molecule: messenger RNA, 1860 nt
Organism: Leucoraja erinaceus (little skate)
Lineage: Eukaryota; Metazoa; Chordata; Chondrichthyes; Rajiformes; Rajidae
Gene: haus7
Product: HAUS augmin-like complex, subunit 7
Exons: 10
Coding region: 41-1156 (371 amino acids)
Biological process (GO): centrosome cycle; spindle assembly
Cellular component (GO): HAUS complex
Molecular function (GO): microtubule minus-end binding
Source: RefSeq, a predicted model, not a curated record
CCAGCGAGCGCGGCCGUGUGACUGACGCGCGGUCUACCCAAUGGGCGGAGGGGAUUCGGUGACGGAGCGCUGGUGGCUGUCGGCGAUGGCGGCGGGUUUGAACGCGGAGCAGUUGGGAUGGCGGCUGUUGCGGCGACUGAAGGAUUUGAAAUGCCCUCUUGUGGAAGAAAUCGGAGUGGAUGAUUCGGCUGCAGUUAUUCAGUUACUGUGCACACCGGGAGAAGACAGACUUCAGAUCCUAGAAUGGUUAUGCAUCAGCAUCGAUCCACGGCUCAAAAUGAAAUUUGAAGAGCUACAUUUCAAGUCCAUUCAAGACCAUGGAACAGAACUUGUCAUAAAAGAAAUGACCUGGCUUGGACAGAGAUUGGGAGUGUGCAGUGCGGAGGACUUGGAUCUCUUUCGGGGUCAAGCAUGUCCUUUAAGGCAAUUGGUGAUGAUUGAUCUGAUGUUAGGUGGACUCCAACAAUUUAAGCACAUUACUGCAGCAACCUCAACGGACAAGGAACGUAUUAUGUGUAUUAAAAAAAACAAUGCCCAGCUGCUAAAUGAUGUUCUGAGUGAUCCUCAUCUUCGCUUGCCAGCAAACUUGGACUGUACCCCCUCUCUCGAUGCACACAGACUACUGAAGAAAGUUGAAGCCAAAUUUGAAUCACGGGGGAAAACGAAAUCCCCUCCACCGUCUUUUGAAUCCCUGGAGAGAUUGUUAACAAUGCUUUCUGAGGAAUUAAAAGAAACAAAUGAGCAUCUUGAAGAAAUGAAGAAAACAAAUGCUUUCAUGGGAUCCACGGAAAGUAGUGAUACCACCAUCCAAACCUUGAAGCUCACACUUUCAGACUUUCAUCAACAGAUGACUGUGUUUUCCUUAGCAUUUGAGCAUGAAUUCAGUAUGAACUGUAACAGAGCACCGCCUCAACUUUGCAACUUUGGACCACUCUGUAAAACUGUGCAUAAACUGCUCACAGCUUUCAUCAAUGAGCUUGCUGGCACAGCAGAGAUAAAUGCCACGUGCACAAAGUUGGAGACGAUUGUGAAUGGGCUACAGAAAGAUGUCGUAUGCUGGGAUGAUGGUGAAGUUGCUACGCUGUCAACACGGGUUGAACAGAUGAAGAAGAAAUAUGUAGAAUUUCUGGAAACCUUUCAGAGCCAUGCCUCAUGAAGAUAUAUUUAUAAAUAGUGUAUUUAUAGUUGUACUUAUAUACAUAGUGUAUUCUUUUAAUGGUAACUCUUACAAAGCUGCUCUCAUCUUCUGUUUGAAAAUAAAAAUAUUUUUUAAAAAAUAUUCUAGAUUGUAAUGUUUUUAAGCUUUCUGUAUUGUGCUGUAAUUUAAUAUAAGUUAGGUGACAAGAUGCAUGAUUAUUGAAAAUAUUUUGAGGUUAAAAUUACAUCAUUAAGAUUUCUGUAAUCAUUGCACUUAAGGUUCAAGAUUUUCUUUUGUUUACUGGUUAAUAGUAUACAUGUUCCAAUUGAAAUUGCUGAGGAAAUAUUUUCCUUUUCACUUCAACAGAUGCCAUAUUACAAAUAUGCAAAGAUGUCAGUUCAUGUUUUUUAAACUCUGGACAUUGUACUCUAGCAUGUCAUUGUGUCAGCCCCCUGGAAUCUGGGACAGGAGACUGAGAAUUCAAAUCCUACACCAGAGAUAUUCACAUUGAAAGUUGUGAAAGUAUUGCAGAGUUGGUAGUUCCAUCUUUGCUAAGAUGCUCUGGCUGCAAAACAUCCCAUGACAAUUAUUUCAAAGGAAAGUAGACCUAGUUAUGUGGAGCAUGCCAUCCACUGACUUGCUAAUAUAAAUCCUUUGAAGAUCACCAAAACACAUGGACAAAUUGGCUGUUGCAUUUCCUCUUUCACAGGAAUAGCAUAUUU